UGUCAUCGGAAGUCCGCCAAAGGUCUGCUUGGCGGCUCGCCACACUUUCUCCGAUGUGCUCGUGCGCAGUGCUUCACCCUGCUAUAACUUUGCCCACGACCCUACGGAUGGAUGAGGUGCAUUUUGAUCUGGAGGCCUGAUUUGUUCGCAACGGUCAUUGGUUUAUGUUUUGGUGGCUUUCGACCCUGCAUUGCGGAGAAUACACAAUCCGGAAGCUACCUAGGUAGUCUGAACGUAAACUUGCGGAACGCACCACGAACAACGUCUCGUAACGGAGGCACCGACAUUGUGCCUGGGAUCGACAACUUGGGCCAGGAGUUUACAGCCUAUCGCAACCAACCCAAAGCAGGCGUAGCACAACACAUACCUAGCACUGCAGAGACUAUCUUCACGAAGGUGCAUCUAAAGCGGCAGACGGCCGUCCAUGGCCUUUGCAGAAUGAAGCCGCACAUGCGCCGAACCAAGCACGCGACCUGUUUUACCUUCACAUGUCAAAGUGAAAGUGAAAGUGACUGGUUUCAGAGAAUAGACUUGCUCAUGCACUCGGAAGACCACUUUGCUAUCUGUGGAAGGCGGAGCGAAAGUCAACCCAAACACAGUAACGAUUCAAGACGAGACCACCACACCAUCUUUUGAGAUGGGUAUUCGUCGUGAACCACCCAUAUCUGUCUUUCAGGCGACCCGUUCCACUCUUCCAAGAUCUAGUCAGAUUGCCUAGAUCCACAGCAGGGCCUGUAGUGGACCGACUCCACUCACUUACGCCAUCUCCUCUAUGUGUUUCUAGAAGACCAAGUCUAUGAUCCUCACUUGCAAGUGAAUUACUCAGGUAGUAUCGACUCCCGACAGCCCCGCGUCACUUGAUGC
Molecule: messenger RNA, 864 nt
Organism: Alternaria alternata
Lineage: Eukaryota; Fungi; Ascomycota; Dothideomycetes; Pleosporales; Pleosporaceae
Exons: 1
Coding region: 112-636 (174 amino acids)
Source: RefSeq, a predicted model, not a curated record